This is a messenger RNA of Humulus lupulus (European hop), 603 nucleotides long. Its product is annotated as protein CENTRORADIALIS-like. Gene Ontology annotation, biological process: vegetative to reproductive phase transition of meristem; negative regulation of flower development. The record is from RefSeq and is a predicted model, not a curated record. The coding region runs from base 1 to 528 and encodes 175 amino acids. Lineage: Eukaryota; Viridiplantae; Streptophyta; Magnoliopsida; Rosales; Cannabaceae. Gene Ontology annotation, cellular component: nucleus; cytoplasm. The transcript is spliced from 4 exons.
AUGACAAGAAUGUCAGAUAAUCCUCUUUUGCUUGGAAGAGUCAUAGGAGAUGUGGUUGAUCCUUUCUCUCCAACCCUAAAAUUCACAGUCACUUACAACUCCAACAAGAAAGUCUACAAUGGCCAUGAGUUGUUUCCUUCCAUAGUUACAAUUAAGCCAAAAGUUGAGGUUCAUGAUGGUGAUAUGAGGUCCUUUUUCACACUGGUCAUGACUGACCCUGAUGUUCCUGGCCCUAGUGAUCCUUACUUAAGGGAGCACUUACACUGGAUAGUGACAGACAUCCCGGGAACAACUGAUGUCACAUUUGGAAGAGAGAUAGUGAGCUAUGAAAUGCCAAGGCCAAACAUAGGAAUACACAGGUUUGUGUUCGUGGUGUUUAAGCAGAAGAGAAGGCAAACAGUGGUGAUGACUCCUCCUUCGAGAGAUGGCUUCAACACUCGUCACUUUGCUCAACUCAACGACCUUGGUCCUCCUGUUGCUGCUCUUUUCUUCAACGCUCAAAGGGAGACUGCCUGUAGAAAACGAUGACGUUUCAUCUCUAUCUAUCUAUCUAUAUAUAUAAUAAUAAUAUAAUAAUUAAGAUAUAUGAUAUUAUUAGUAUUA